Messenger RNA from Stegodyphus dumicola, 2667 nucleotides. It is a transcript of the gene kz, whose product is annotated as putative ATP-dependent RNA helicase kurz. Gene Ontology annotation, biological process: maturation of SSU-rRNA from tricistronic rRNA transcript (SSU-rRNA, 5.8S rRNA, LSU-rRNA). Gene Ontology annotation, molecular function: helicase activity; RNA binding; ATP binding. The record is from RefSeq and is a predicted model, not a curated record. Gene Ontology annotation, cellular component: intracellular anatomical structure; nucleolus. Lineage: Eukaryota; Metazoa; Arthropoda; Arachnida; Araneae; Eresidae.
AUGUUACAGGUCACCAAUGCUGCAAGAGAGGCAUUACCAAUAUUUUGUGAAGAGCAAAGUAUUAUGGAAGCAAUUAAAGAAAACUCGGUUGUUGUAAUUCAUGGUGAGACUGGGAGUGGGAAAACUACUCAAGUACCUCAGUUUUUAUACGAAGCAGGCUAUACUAAGCAUAAUAAAAUUAUUGGAAUUACUGAGCCACGCAGAAUUGCAGCCAUGACCAUGGCAGCAAGAGUUGGGAUAGAAAUGAACCUGCCUGAUGUAGUAUCAUAUCACAUAAGAUACGAAAAGACUGUUGAUGAAAAAACUGAAAUCAAAUUUAUGACUGAUGGUGUGCUUUUGAAAGAAAUAAGACAUGAUUUUUUCCUCUCAAAAUAUUCUGUUAUCAUUAUUGAUGAAGCUCAUGAAAGAUCAGUAUUUUCGGAUGUGCUGAUAGGUCUUCUUUCUCGUAUUGUGCCUCUGCGAGAAAAGAAAGGAGAUCCUUUGAAAUUAAUAAUUAUGUCAGCAACUAUACGUGUGGAGGAUUUCACAGAAAAUCCCAGACUGUUUAAGCAGCAACCAUUUUUAAUACGGCUUGAUUCUCGCCAGUAUAAAGUACAAGUUCAUUUUAAUAUUAAGACUCCAGAGGACUAUGUUGAAGCAGCAUAUCACAAAGUCUUCAAAAUCCACAAGCAGCUACCACCUGGUGCCAUAUUAGUAUUUUUAACUGGUGAAAAAGAAGUUAUGAAAUUGUGUAAAAUGUUAAGACAAACUUUUCCUUUUGAGGACAAAAUAGAUCCAAAUGAAAAUAAGCAUAAUAAUACUUCUAUUGUGCAAAAUACAUACAGGAGGAAAAAAGGAAAAAAAAAAGAUGACCAACCCGAAUCAUUUUGUUCCUUGCCUGUGAAAAUAAAUCUUGAUGACUAUUCUGUAGAACCUCUUGAUACAGAAGAUCUGCAGCAUCAGUUAUCAGAUGGGGAAGAUGAAAUGUCUCAAAGUGACAACUUUAACAUUUUAAAAGAAGAUACUUCUACACCCUUAUAUACUUUACCUUUGUAUUCCAUAUUACCAUUCGAAGAGCAAGAAAAGGUUUUUAAGCCCCCACCUCCUGGUACACGUCUCUGUGUUGUUUCUACAAAUGUUGCUGAAACUUCAAUAACAAUCCCUGGACUUAAAUAUGUUGUUGACUCAGGAAAAGUUAAAGUGAAAAUAUAUGACAAAUUUGCUGGUGGAAUAUCUGGAUUUGCUAUCACUUGGGCAUCAAAAGCAUCUGCUAAUCAAAGAGCUGGUCGUGCUGGUCGAACUGAAGGAGGACACUGUUAUAGGUUGUAUUCCUCAUCAGUGUUUGAACAUGAGUUUCCAGAUUCUCUUCCUGAAGUUAAGAGAAUACCAGUUGAUGACAUUUUGUUACAAAUGAAAGCUCUUGGAAUUGAUAGAGUUGUGAACUUCCCUUUUCCUUGUCCACCAGAUAAUAAUGCUUUAAAAGCUGCUGAGAGAAGGCUUGUUUUGUUAGGUGCUCUUCAAGACUUAAAAAAGGGAGAAAGAUACAAAGAUAUUGAAAAAUGGGAAUACUCAGCUAAAGUGACUCCUCUUGGUAAAGCUAUGUCUCGAUUUCCACUUAGCCCACGUUAUGCUAAGAUGUUGCUGCUUUCUUUUAAACACAACUGCAUUUCUUCCAUCAUAGCAAUAGUUUCAGCAAUGACAGUUCCUGAAAUAUUUUUGCGUUCAAAUGUUUCUUCUUUGGAUGAAACUGAGAAAGAAGAUCAUAAAAUUUUGUGGAAAGGUAUUAAGAAAAUAGGGGCUGGUAAGGGGAAAUCAAUUCAACUAGGGGACAUGAUGGUCUUAUUGCGGACCGUGGCAAUUUAUGAAGAAUCUAAGAAUAAAGUUCAAUUUUGUGUUAGGAAUGGUAUCAGACAUAAAGCUAUGGUAGAAGUUCAUAAAAUGUGUGUACAGUUAUGUCGAGAAAUGAAUAGGGCAUUUGAAGAUUUGACUUUGCCUCUUGAAUUUAAAAUUGAUCCUCCAAAUGAUGAUGAAAUUGAAAAAUUAAGGAAAAUUAUAACAACUGGAUUUACUGAUCAUGUUGCCAGGAGAUAUUCUGAUGAGGAAUCAAAAAAAGACAAACAUCUUAAAAAUGCUUAUAAGUGUUUAGAUCUGGAAGAUCCUGUUUUCAUACAUCCUAGCUCCAUCCUUUUUGAAGAACUACCAGAAUAUGUAGUAUAUCAAGAAAUUGUUCAUACAUCUAAAUACUAUAUGAAAGGUACAGUUGAAAUUGAACCAGAAUGGUUAGCAGCUUUUGCACCUACUCUCUGUGAUUUUUCAGAACCAUUAGAAGAUCCACCGCCAAGUUAUGAUGCUGAAAAAGAUAAAAUCCUUUGCAAUAUGAAAGGAACUUUUGGUCGCUGGCAGUGGGAGCUUCCAUGUAUCAGAAUGGAAAUGCCUCGAGGUUCCCUAAAAUACAGUUGGUUCUGCUAUUUUCUUUUAAGGGGUGAAAUAUGUUCUUUUUUUAAAGCAUACAAAAUGCAUCUUCUUUCACUUCCAGCUAUGAUGACAAAAUCAUGGGCUAAGUUAGUGCCUCGAACACGGUACUUACUGGACGCUGUAAUGAAAAAGGAAAUAGAUUCCAAAGCAUCUUUAAAAAGAGUAUGGCAAGAAAAUCCUAAAUGUGAGUAUUAUUUUUUUAAUCAAUCAGUU